UCCAAAGCCGAUGGCAUCUCCGGGCUCUGGCUUUUGGCCCUUCGGGUCGGAAGAUGGCUCUGGGGAUUCCGAGAAUCCCGGCACAGCGCGAGCCUGGUGCCAAGUGGCUCAGAAGUUCACGGGCGGCAUCGGAAACAAACUGUGCGCCCUGCUCUACGGAGACGCCGAGAAGCCGGCGGAGAGCGGCGGGAGCCAAGCCCCUCGGGCCGCCGCCCGGAAGGCCGCCUGCGCCUGCGACCAGAAGCCCUGCAGCUGCCCCAAAGCGGAUGUCAACUACGCGUUUCUCCAUGCAACAGACCUGCUGCCGGCGUGUGAUGGAGAAAGGCCCACUUUGGCGUUUCUGCAAGAUGUUAUGAACAUUUUACUUCAGUAUGUGGUGAAAAGUUUCGAUAGAUCAACCAAAGUGAUUGAUUUCCAUUACCCUAAUGAGCUUCUCCAAGAAUAUAAUUGGGAAUUGGCAGACCAACCACAAAAUUUGGAGGAAAUUUUGAUGCAUUGCCAAACAACUCUAAAAUAUGCAAUUAAAACAGGGCAUCCUAGAUACUUCAAUCAACUUUCCACUGGAUUGGAUAUGGUUGGAUUAGCAGCAGACUGGCUGACAUCAACAGCAAAUACUAACAUGUUCACCUAUGAAAUUGCUCCAGUAUUUGUGCUUUUGGAAUACGUCACACUAAAGAAAAUGAGAGAAAUCAUUGGCUGGCCAGGGGGCUCUGGCGAUGGGAUAUUUUCUCCCGGUGGCGCCAUAUCUAACAUGUAUGCCAUGAUGAUCGCACGCUUUAAGAUGUUCCCGGAAGUCAAGGAGAAAGGAAUGGCGGCUGUUCCCAGGCUCAUUGCCUUCACGUCUGAGCAUAGUCAUUUUUCUCUCAAGAAGGGAGCUGCAGCCUUAGGGAUUGGAACAGACAGCGUGAUUCUGAUUAAAUGUGAUGAGAGAGGGAAAAUGAUCCCAUCUGAUCUUGAAAGAAGGGUUCUUGAAGCCAAACAGAAAGGAUUUGUUCCUUUCCUCGUGAGUGCCACAGCUGGAACCACCGUGUAUGGAGCAUUUGACCCCCUCUUAGCUGUCGCUGACAUUUGCAAAAAGUAUAAGAUCUGGAUGCAUGUGGAUGCAGCUUGGGGUGGGGGAUUACUGAUGUCCCGAAAACACAAGUGGAAACUGAGUGGCGUGGAGAGGGCCAACUCUGUGACGUGGAAUCCACACAAGAUGAUGGGAGUCCCUUUGCAGUGCUCUGCUCUCCUGGUUAGAGAAGAGGGAUUGAUGCAGAAUUGCAACCAAAUGCAUGCCUCCUACCUCUUUCAGCAAGAUAAACAUUAUGACCUGUCCUAUGACACUGGAGACAAGGCCUUACAGUGCGGACGCCACGUUGAUGUUUUUAAACUAUGGCUGAUGUGGAGGGCAAAAGGGACUGCUGGGUUUGAAGCGCAUGUUGAUAAAUGUUUGGAGUUGGCAGAGUAUUUAUACAACAUCAUAAAAAACCGAGAAGGAUAUGAGAUGGUGUUUGACGGGAAGCCUCAGCACACAAAUGUCUGCUUCUGGUACAUUCCUCCGAGCUUGCGUACUCUGGAAGACAAUGAAGAGAGAAUGAGUCGCCUCUCAAAGGUGGCUCCAGUGAUUAAAGCCAGAAUGAUGGAGUAUGGAACCACAAUGGUCAGCUACCAACCCUUGGGAGACAAGGUCAAUUUCUUCCGCAUGGUCAUCUCAAACCCUGCGGCAACUCACCAAGACAUUGACUUCCUGAUUGAAGAAAUAGAACGCCUUGGACAAGAUUUAUAAUAACCUUGCUCACCAAGCUGUUCCACUUCUCUAGGUAGACAAUUAAGUUGUCACAAACUGUGUGAAUGUAUUUGUAGUUUGUUCCAAAGUAAAUCUAUUUCUAUAUUGUGGUGUCAAAGUAGAGUUUAAAAAUUAAACAAAAAAGACAUUGCUCCUUUUAAAAGUCCUUUCUUAAGUUUAGAAUACCUCUCUAAGAAUUCGUGACAAAAGGCUAUGUUCUAAUCAAUAAGGAAAAGCUUCAAAUUGUUAUAAAUACUUCCCUUACUUUUAAUAUAGUGUGCAAAGCAAACUUUAUUUUCACUUCAGACUAGUAGGACUGAAUAGUGCCAAAUUGCCCCUGAAUCAUAAAAGGUUCUUUGGGGUGCAGUGAAAAGGACAAAGUAAAUGUAAAAUGUAUGUUGACAAUAAAAACUCUUGCCUUUUUCGUAGUAUUAGAAAAAAAUUUCUAAUUUACCUAUAGCAACAUUUCAAAUGUAUUUAAAUACAUAUAAUUUUACAAAAGGAAAAUAUAUAUAUUAAAAAAGAUAUCCUAUUUUGUAACAGAUAGAUUUUUAUUUUAUAUGGGUUAUACAAACUGCAGGGGCAGAUAUAAAAACUAAGCCAGAUUUUUUUUUCCUUUCUCUUAAUGGAGGCACAAUAAAACACUUAGCAAAGUUAUUUUGAAACAUUGACCCACGAAAUUCUUAAAAGGUAUUAUUCCUUCUUUCUAUACAUGUUAUGGCUUAUCACAUCUCUAAAGUUAGUAUUUCAAGACAAACACAAAAGAAUACUGCAAGUUGUUUAAAAUAAUUGAUCCCAUUGGCAGUAAGAUUCUCUUCCCCUUUAAGUUUUCCACUCAUUUUACUCUUGGCGGACUCACUCUGCAAGCAUGACAAACCAAGCUUCAUCUCAGAUUAAAUUAGGGUAAUUGUCUCUAUUCUGCUUUCCAAUUCGGCCUGUUUUGAACAGAAGGUUGAUGCUCGUUCUUGAGGCAUCUUCCAAAUAGUAUUCUUUUAUUUGGUCAUUUGAAUUAAUUAGAGAAAAUAAAAAUAAAACCUAAUCAGCCUGAGCAAAGAGGAAUGAAGCACACUCCCAGAAUGUGGUGAGCCCAGAAAAUUAAAGUUGGCCUUGGGAGAAGAGAUCUCUGUGGGACAAUAAUGACAUCAUCCUGGCGCCAUAUUGCCACUGUCCAGGAAAGAGAAAUUUACCUCCAGGCCAGUUGCGCAUUUCCAUCCCCUCCCCAUUCCUCCCCACAAAGUCUCUCCCACUAGACUCCCUACCACUGGGACCCAAAAUAAUUACUUUAUAUUCCAUGGGUGGUUGUUUUUCUUCCAUGAAAUGAGCCUCUCACCCUAGAUUUUGAGGCAUCAUCUUAAGGUUUUCCUUUAUCCAUCUCCCAUCGAGAUCCAAAGUGAACAGAAUAUGCAGAAAUAAUAAGAUCCUUAGAAUUCAAAAUAGUAUUUUUUAAAAAUCCUUCUUUCCCUGUGAACCUGAUAGAAAAACAUGAGCUAACAAAAGCUUCCAUAGAUAUUUAUGGGGUCACACAUCGUCAGAUUCCAAGUGCUGAUAGGAGAACAAUAGAUUGAUAUGCAGACUGCAAAUGCAAAUUUAGGAACAUUCUCCAUUUCUGAAUGGACCAGGUAGUUCAGUACUCAGACUGCAGGUAUACAAGGGAAGAGAGAAGGCCCUGCCCUUCAAUGGGUAGAAAUGCCCUACAAUAUAAUAUAUAGAAAUGCCCUAUAAUAUAACCACAGGAUCCAGCCAUCUGAAAUUUUCAUAAGCUUCCCCCUACAUUAUUUCUCCUAGGCUAUAUGCAAAAACAGUGAUAACUUGAUAUGAACAUGGCUUUGGGCCCUUUCUGUCUAGAAAGCAAAUGGGUUCACUAUGACAAUCAGAAGUAAACUCUUUCAUCUGUGCCACAGAAUUUCAUGAAGGAAUAACCUUCCAUUCUAGGCUUUGUCUAAUGGCCAAGCAUCCCUUUCCUUUCUCAAAACUACCUGCUGAGAAUAAGCACAUAGCUGCCCAACUAUCCAGAGCCUCAGGCCCAAAGGUUCCACUUCAGAGACAGAGAUGCUAAUUGAUCCAACCUGCUGUCCUUCUUGGAGAAGACAGUGGGGCCCAGUGCCCUGGUGAACCAACCCUGCUGUACUCCAGGAUGCUUUAUCUUUUGGGUUACAGAUCCUAGAUUAUAAACUGCUGCUCUUUAGGUUAAUGAGAUGGUAAAAUUGUAAAGGACAAUUUGUGCCUAUAUAUGAAAUUCCAGCAAAACAAUUCUAGCGACAACAAUAGCUCUUCUUCCCCACUCCCCUACCCCUUCCCAGUACUCCUUCAAAUUGGCUGAGAGCCUUGCUCAGUCCUGUGCAGGGAAAUCCUUACCAACUGUAGCCCGAAGAAGGAAGCAAAUAAAAGCCUAAUAGGUCCCAGUAGUUUAAUAAAUCAUCUUGAAAGGAGAUGUGUAAUCAGGUCAGAAGAGAGUGAGGGAGGAAGGUAGGGAGGGAGGAAGGGAAGGAGGGAGGGAGGAAGGGAAGGAGGGAGGGAGGAAGGGAAGGAGGGAGGGAGGAAGGGAAGGAGGAAGGAAGGAAGGAAGGAAGGAAAGGAAGGAAGGAAGGAAGACAGGAAGGAAAGGAAGGAAGGAAGGAAAUGAAGGAAAUGAAGGGAGGGAGGGAGGGAAGAAGGGAGAUUAUUUUGAAUAUUAGCCCAAAUUCCCAGUGCCAUGGGGCCCAUUCUUUACAAAUCUUAGAAAAGUUUGGUUUUAGCUUUAAUCAGAACUGACAUGGCCAUUUUCAUUUAUACAGCAAUAUUGUGUUUAUCAUUUAAAAUACUUGAACAAACAAGUGUGAUAUGUCUUUAUCUGAGACCUAUACAUGGUAUGGACUUCAUAUAACAUCACAGGAUGUGAGGAAAGAAAAGGAAAUCAAUUCUGUCUGACUGUGUUGCCUUUAUUAUCUGGAUAAUACUGUCUUGUCACCUCAGAUUGGGGUUGUGCACUUUAGAUCUGAACUGUACAGUGUUGCAAAUCAACAUGUGUUUCCGUAAAAGCUUGUACAAUAUAUUAUUGAUAUGUCUUUUUCUGUGUGGUAGCUGUAUUGAACUUUGAUAUUAUGAAAACUACAUUUGCAUCUGUUCCUGUUCUCUCUCUCUCUCUUUCCUAACUAUCUGCCCUCCACAUUGGCUCUAAUAGAGAACAUGCCCUCAGCUAAGUCCCCUACUGAGAAACUUCCUUUGAGAAUUGUGCGACUUCACAAAAUGCAAGGUGAACACCACUUUAUCUCUGAGAACAGACGUUACCAAUUAUGGAGUGUCACCAGCUGCCAAAAUCGUAGGUGUUGGCUCUGCUGGUCACUAGAGUAGUUGCUACUCUUCAGAAUAUGGACAAAGAAGGCACAGGUGUAAAUAUAGUAGCAGGACGAGGAACCUCAAACUGGGUAUCAUUUUGCACGUGCUCUUCUGUUCUCAAAUGCUAAAUGCAAACACUGUGUAUUUAUUAGUUAGGUGUGCCAAACUACCGUUCCCAAAUUGGUGUUUCUGAAUGACAUCAACAUUCCCCCAACAUUACUCCAUUGCUAAAGACAGAAAAAAAUAAAAACAUAAAAUAUACAAACAUGUGGCAACCUGUUCUUCCUACCAAAUAUAAACUUGUGAAUGAUCCAAGUAUUUUAUCUGUGUUGUCUCUCUAAACCCAAAUAAAUGUGUAAAUGUGGACACA
Symphalangus syndactylus (siamang) is the source of this 5453-nucleotide messenger RNA. It is a transcript of the gene GAD2, whose product is annotated as glutamate decarboxylase 2. Gene Ontology annotation, cellular component: cytoplasm. The record is from RefSeq and is a predicted model, not a curated record. Gene Ontology annotation, molecular function: pyridoxal phosphate binding; glutamate decarboxylase activity. Gene Ontology annotation, biological process: GABA shunt; GABA biosynthetic process. Lineage: Eukaryota; Metazoa; Chordata; Mammalia; Primates; Hylobatidae.